UGUCUUCAACAACAUUAAAUUUUCAGAAACCGAUUAAUAAGACCUUCAGUUCUGCUAUCUCUUCCCUAUCUUUUUCAUGUUUUGUUUUGUUCUAAUUGUGUCAAAUGAUUCUUCUCCUAUGGAAGUGGAACUUGAAACUUCCUGGUUCUUACAAUGUCUUCAUGCUUAUUUUUGCUUCUUCCUUAUCUUCACCUUGAUUACAAUUCUUCCACUUUUGUCUCUCUUGUUUAGUUUGUUACCCAGACCAAAGCUGUGGUGCACCUGUGAGAUUUGUCACACAUAUCUGAAUAUGAGUUGGUCAAAACAAUUCGACAAUCUUUGCGAUUGGUACACUCACCUGCUAAAGAACUCGCCAGGGAACACCAUCCAUAUCCAUGUUCUGGGCAAUACAAUCACAGCCAACCCUGACAACGUGGAGUACAUGCUCAAAACCAGAUUUGAGAAUUUCCCAAAAGGGAAACCUUUCUCCUUGAUCUUGGGUGACUUUCUUGGUCGAGGCAUAUUCAAUGUGGACGGCGAUUCCUGGAGGUUUCAGAAGAAGAUGGCAAGCCUGGAGCUUGGGAAACUCUCCAUUAAAUCUUUCGCUUUUGAGAUCAUCAACUGUGAGAUCAAAGACAGGCUUAUCCCUUUAUUGUCAUCCUUUGCAGCUAGCCAAAAAGAACAACAUCGGGUUCUGGAUUUACAGGAUGUGUUUAGAAGGUUUUCAUUUGAUACCAUAUGCAGGUUCUCUUUCGGGUUAGACCCUAAAUGCCUGGAGCUUUCCUUACCCAUGUCGAAAUUUGCUAUGGCCUUCGACUUGGCCUCCAAAUUAUCAGCUGAGAGAGCGAUGACCGCUUUCCCACUUGUAUGGAAGCUCAAACGGGCUUUGAAUUUAGGCAGUGAGAAGCAAUUGAAGAAGGCCAUCAAGAUUAUCCAUAUUCUAGCCAAAGAGGUGAUAAGGCAAAGGCGCAAAAUGGGAUUUUUAGCCCACAAUGAUCUUCUCUCCCGUUUCAUGUGUACCAUAAACGAUGAAACUUACCUAAGAGAUGUUGUGAUAAGCUUUUUGUUGGCUGGUCGUGACACGGUGGCAUCAGGUUUAACAAGCUUGUUCUGGCUAUUGGCAAAACAUCCAAACGUAGAGUCAGAAAUCAGACGAGAGGCAGACCGCGUCCUUGGAAAAAACCAGGAGCUUACAAGCUUCGGGGAGAUGAAAGAAUUCCAUUAUUUGCAAGCAGCAGUUUAUGAGAGUAUGAGGCUCUACCCACCCAUACAAUUCGAUUCCAAGUUUUGUGUUGACGACGACAUAUUACCAGAUGGGUCCUUGUUGAGAAGAGGUACUAGGGUUACUUAUCAUCCUUACGCCAUGGGACGGAUUGAAGAGAUAUGGGGUCCAGAUUGCUUGGAGUUCAAGCCUGAGAGGUGGCUGAAAGACGACGGCGUCUUCUCUCCUGAAAACCCUUUUAAGUACCCAGUUUUCCAAGCAGGAUUCAGGGUGUGUUUGGGGAAAGAGAUUGCUCUACUGGAGCUCAAAAGCGUCACACUCUCACUCCUCCGAAGAUUCCAAAUCCAGUUAGCGACAAGACCGCAUCCAACGUUACGAUUCUCUCCCGGACUCACCGCCACUCUUAGUGGCGGGCUCCCUGUCCUGAUUCGUGAAAGAGAAGUAGCACCUGCGUAAAAGCCUCUCCAGAAACUAAUAAUUACCAAUUGUAUGGCUGAAGUGAUACUACAAUAUCCAGACAGAAAGUGACCUAUCUAUGAUUAGUGUUAACGAAAAGUGUCUCUGAUUAUCAGUAUUAUUGAUCACUCAUUAUAAUAUCUAUCCGAUGACUAGUGUGCUAUAGGGCAAUAUUAGAUCUUAUUCUUGUACAAAAUAUAAGUUAUGGUGGCUGCCCCGUUUUUUUUUUUACCUGUAAAAACAGAUGGAUUUGUUUCUGUCGAUCAGUUCCAUCAAGCUCAUACCAGGAAACUAUCUAGAGAAGUACUAUCUUUUCAUCUACCUUAUUUCACUAUUAGUUAUUAAUGCUUUUACACUUGGCAUGAAAGUUUUACAGUUGAAAUUAAA
Molecule: messenger RNA, 2044 nt
Organism: Gossypium raimondii (Peruvian cotton)
Lineage: Eukaryota; Viridiplantae; Streptophyta; Magnoliopsida; Malvales; Malvaceae
Product: cytochrome P450 94C1
Exons: 1
Coding region: 77-1657 (526 amino acids)
Molecular function (GO): iron ion binding; oxidoreductase activity, acting on paired donors, with incorporation or reduction of molecular oxygen; heme binding
Source: RefSeq, a predicted model, not a curated record